AUGAAAAUCCCAUCGGGCGCAUCUCUCGUCUUUCCCUUUGCCAUCAGUGCGGUAGCUCUUCUCUUUGGCCAUCACUAUGCGGCUGCAUCCCAAGACAUCUAUCAUGUUCCAGCCAUGUCUGUUACAACCAGUGUCAAGAACUGGGUGCUGGAAGUGUGGUUGGCCAUCUCAAUGAAGCACACACAGUGGUGUGGUGUAGCCUUGACAGUCUACCUGGUCUAUGUGCUGGUGCAUCUGUACCAAGAUUGGUUGAAAUACUUUGCUUUUCGAAAGCCUCGGAGCAGUCCAAAGUGCCCAUCUCAUGAUGGCAUCCCUGAUGUCAUCAACAUGAAACCUCAAGAAUGUACACAGUUGAACACAAAACAUCAAAGGGGCUCCAGUGACAGACCAGCCCUAUGGCGCACAAGUUUCUUUUCUGCAGACUUUGAUGGAUCCAUCCUGGAAAACUUACCAGUCCAUGAAAAGAAGAGCAAACAUCUUGAUGUUGACCAUGUCUACUUGAACUUUGGCCUAUUCCUUGUGGUCAAUGUCAUCAUUUACCCUCCCUUGGUUUUGCAGGUGAUUUACAAACUCACUACUCUUCGAGCAAGAUAUGAACUUGCCAAGAUGGGCCUGGUAGUUCCCAAGGCUUUCAUUCCAGAAAGUGUAUCUGCCAGUCUCAUCUUGAACACUAAGUUGGUGCUCUACUAUUGUGGGAAAGUGGAUGAAGGAGCAACUGCCCAGUUUGUGUUUCCCAACUUUGCAGCUCUUCAUAAUGAUGGCACUGCCUAUCAUGGAACAAUGGAAGUUCACAUUGACUUGAACACCAAGACAGUAGCUAAGGCCUGGUGGAAUGGAGAGACCCUCUCACCCAAGGAUUGUUUUGCAUUUGUUUCCUUUUCUGUUGCAUUUAACUCCCAUAUCAAGGCCCAUGCUGUAGCCAACUGGGCAGUCAAUGUGGAGACGAAACAGCUCUGGAAGAAUCCCCUGGAAGCAAUCAAUGAUGCCACUACAGUCAUAUGGAAUCACUGGGCUAACAGGUUCAAUGAAAUUUAUUCACUGUUUCAGGCAUUUGGUAUGCUGUCAACUCAAGCCUGCCCCAAGAGUCUAUCAGAAGAUGUGUUUGGGUGUGCCCUCAAAAAUGGCAUACCCCAACAUGAUAGUUCCAUUGCUGAACUGGCCAAACAUUCAAGAUAUGUUGAUUUCCUCAUGAAAGUCCGUAUUCCCAUGUUGAGAGGCUUUAUGAAGUACAAGGCAUCUAUGUUCCCAGGCGUGGAGUUUGAGGCACUUUUUGUUGGCACUGUUGGACACUCCAUUGGUCACUACUUUUUUGAAACCAUUGUGGCAGAUAGCCUCUGGUUGGAUGUUGACUCCAAACAAUAUGGGCUCAUGGCACAGUUUACAAAGGUUGCCCAUGGCUGUUUCACACCUGAUUUGCCAUUCUACUUGAUUUCACCAAAGUACAAAGAUCAAUGGCAUCCAUUCUACAGAACCAUUUAUCAGAGGGCAGCUGCUUUUGAUAAAGAACUUGCUGAUACAAUGGAGACUUGUAUUGCAAAAUGA
Seminavis robusta is the source of this 1542-nucleotide messenger RNA. The record is from the annotation of a GenBank genome assembly. NCBI's taxonomy places the organism in Eukaryota, Bacillariophyta, Bacillariophyceae, Naviculales, Naviculaceae.